Molecule: messenger RNA, 2171 nt
Organism: Pogoniulus pusillus (Red-fronted tinkerbird)
Lineage: Eukaryota; Metazoa; Chordata; Aves; Piciformes; Lybiidae
Gene: RCHY1
Product: ring finger and CHY zinc finger domain containing 1
Exons: 9
Coding region: 123-875 (250 amino acids)
Molecular function (GO): zinc ion binding
Source: RefSeq, a predicted model, not a curated record
UGGCUAAUUGAGCAGCGCUGAGCGCCGCUCGGUGCUGUCGCUGCCAGCAGCGCCUCACCGGCGCCUAGGAACGGCGGAAACGGAAGCGGCGGCAGCGCCGGGCCGGGCGAGGCGGGGGCAGCAUGGCGUCGGGCGGGGAGGAAGGCUGCGAGCACUACCGGCGGGGCUGCCUGCUGCGGGCGCCGUGCUGCGGGAAGCUGUACGCCUGCCGCCUGUGCCACGACGGCGCCGAGGGGCACCGGCUGGACCGGUUCCGUGUGGCCGAGGUGCAGUGCAGUCGCUGCCGCCUGCUGCAGAAGGCCCAGCAGCGCUGCGAGGGCUGCCAGAACCUCUUCGGAGAGUACUACUGCGAGAUCUGCCACCUCUUCGACCGCGACAAGAAGCAGUACCACUGUGCCGAAUGCGGCAUCUGCAGGAUUGGGCCCAAAGAGGACUUUUUCCACUGUUCCACAUGCAAUUUGUGCCUCAGCUUGAGUCUCCGAGGAAAGCACAAGUGCAUUGAAAACGUCUCCAGGCAAGACUGUCCAAUAUGUUUGGAGGAUAUUCACACAUCUCGUGUUGGAGCUCAUGUCCUGCCCUGUGGUCACCUUCUUCACAGAACGUGUUACGAGGACAUGCUAAAGGAGGGUUACAGGUGUCCUUUGUGCAUGCACUCGGCUUUAGAUAUGACAAGGUACUGGCGCCAGCUGGAUGAUGAAGUAGCACAGACUCCGAUGCCCACGGAGUAUCAGAACAUGAUGGUGGAGAUCCUUUGCAAUGACUGCAAUGCUCGUUCUACAGUGCAGUUCCAUCUCCUAGGCAUGAAGUGCAAAAACUGUGAGUCCUACAACACUGCCCAGGAUGGCAAGUGCCGGCUGUCUUUGGAGGAGCAGUGACCCAGACACCUGCUGAAUUCAGCUGGACAAGGAAAACUCUGCCUUGGAAGAGACUUAACCUAUUUAAACCCAACACUGUCAGUACAGAUGCACUCAAAGUGAAAUGGUUACCAGUUUAAAUACUGAGGCAAAGAAGUUUUGCUGAUUGUGCACCCCUCUGCCCCCUGGACUGGGGCACAGCAUCAUCAGGCCCUUCAGCAUGUUCCCCAUGGAGCAGUGGUGCUGGAUGAAUGUUAGUUUCUGGAGAGAGUGACACUCCUUACAAAAAGAGGCCAUUUUCCAUGUUGGAGAAGAGACAGCCCAGAAAAAUAGCUAAUGAGAUGCACAAUGAGAAGCGAGACACAGCUGACACAGCAGAAGAUGGUUUGGGGCAGCUGAAGGUUGUGAGCACAACAGGAGGUGGAGGUGCAGCUAUGCUGCUUGCAGCUGCUGGGGAAAAUUGGUAGCUUGGAGAGUGGCCUUUUUACAUAAAGCUGAGAUGGCAGAGUUUGAGGCAAGUACAUUUUGUUCCCUUUGCAUUCAGGGUCUCAGAGUGUCUGGAGGGGAUGAGCUUGCAGAAAUCGCAUCCCUUGGCUUGACGUGUUGGCACAUGCCUACAGAACUCCCAGCACAGGGAGGCCAGCCUGCCUCUGUAUCUGCAUGAACAGCCCCAGCAUCCAGCUUCAAAGCCACCCUUCUCCCCCAGACACCCAUCCAAGCCGUUGUCUCUUCACUCAGGUUCCUUUGCCAGCUGCUGUCACCUUUACAGGCAUUUUGUCCUCAUUUUGCUUGAUUUCAGGGCCGAGGUGUUGUAGGCUUGUAGACAUUUACAGCUUGAUGUUCUGGUGGUGACAUGCACUGAGGGAAGCACAAACUUGUCAGGAUUGACAGGCUGAGCCUGAGAUGUUUGCUAAAGUAACGCUGGAAUGUGGGGACCAAUUUUCUGUAGCUUUGGUGGUUUUAUGUUGCCUGACUUCAUUGGAAAGGAGAGAAUUGUGAGUGGAGCUGUGCUUUUAAGAACCAACAAACCCUUAUGGAAUGUCCUGGCUAAGGAAUUUUGCAGUCUUAAGUAAUGCAGAAGGUUCUUUGUUUCUGAGAGUUUCAGAACAUGAUAUAAAAUACCUAUUUCCAAAAACCCACUUACUCUUUCUACCAGAAAAUAGCUUUUUUUGUUCUUAAUCUGGUAAUGCCCCUUUCAUGUAUGAGAUACCAGGACUCAAUGAUCUUGUGAUUGUAGCUUGCCUUUACUUGAGUAUCUCUUUCUGAAGCACUUUUUCUGCUCUAAAUAAAUGUCAAGUAAUGUCUGUAUUAAUCUGA